Molecule: messenger RNA, 804 nt
Organism: Torulaspora globosa
Lineage: Eukaryota; Fungi; Ascomycota; Saccharomycetes; Saccharomycetales; Saccharomycetaceae
Gene: COG2
Product: Golgi transport complex subunit COG2
Exons: 1
Coding region: 1-804 (267 amino acids)
Source: RefSeq, a predicted model, not a curated record
AUGCAUCUCUCAGACGAGGAUGAGCUCAACCUAGAGCUGCCUAGGAUCACAGAGGUCAACAGGGAUCUAUUCAGCAGCGAAGUGGAAAAACUCGACGACGACAUCGAAGCUUUUGAUGUCGAUGAAUUUUUGCUAAGGAACAAUUGCAACUUCAUGCCUCUUGAUUUCCUCAUAGGAGAUUUAUCAAAACUGUCGCAAGAUAUGGUCGAGGUGCUUCUGGAGAAGGUGACGACUAAGUACAAUGACUACCUCGAUUUUUGUGAGCCUUACAUGAAUGAAAAGAAUCAGAAUGUGGUCGAACUGCAAGAGACAAUGGCAGAUCUUAAAGGAUUCCGAAUGCGUUUGGAACAGCUAUCCUGCAGGGACUUGGCAAGAACCCAGGAAGUAAUCAGUGAUGCAGUAGAUUAUCUUCGCAAAUUGGAUGAAAUGUCGCGUCAGUUGCAAAGCCACCUGCAAAUACCCGAAAUGAUCUACCUGGCGGGCCAAAUAAGUAAGAGCCUUCAUGCAAUGUGUGGUACUGAGCCAUUGGAGCAGCAAUUGUGUACAGAACUUACAACCCAAUUAGGUUCCCUGAUACACAAAAUUCGCUCGCAACUGGAAGAGCUGUCGGCUCUGGACUCUUCCUACGUACAUCAUCUGCGCAAUGAGUACCACGGGCUGCUUCAGGGAGCUCAAAUCUCGCUAAAGAUUCUCACCGACAAGUGCCUCGAGGAUGUUCACAAUUACGAGCCUCUAGCACGGACCUUGUUGUCACUACUGUCAGCCAAGCCGCUCGACGAACCAAAUCCAUCAGACUCUACGUAA